AUGACAGGGGAAAGACAACCAUCCUCGACCGCAUUGCUGAAAGUGGAAAACCAGAUUCGUAUUUACUGCUUUCUCUGUGAACUACCACGAAGCCCCUGGGCACUUGUCUUCGAUUUCUCCGUCCCUGUCUGUCGAGGCUGCGUAAACUAUGAGGGUGCUGAUCGAAUUGAACAGGUCAUUCGAUGGGUGGGAGCACAAAAACAUGCUCUUUUACGAAGCGAAGAAAAGUCAAAGGGCAUGAAGGCCCAACCUUUUCUGUCAAACCAUUAUCCAGCUAUUAUUGCGCUCUAUAUGGAGGCUAUGAGAUUUCUACAACAAAAUCAGAUUAAUAACAACCAUCAGCAGAGACAACAACAAAAGCGCAAUAAUCAGCGAGAGUUCAAAUUUCCUGCUCCAGUUCGAUCAAUAGGUCAGUCUUCAUUAAGGUCAGCAUUAUGUGUGGGUCUUUCCCACGACACUACCUGCUCCGUCCGAGAUCGGCUCUUUUUCGAGUACCCUGCGGCUUCAGGCAAGCUGAUAAGAGGUGUGUCCAAGUUGCUGGAGAGGAUGGAUGCAACGGAAGCGGAGAUGGAGAUCGAGGCUCAACGGGGAUGUUGGUGCAAGCUAGAAGAAGCGGUAUCGUACCUCCAAGACGAGUGGAUUCAAGCCCAUUGUUUAACUUGCGGUACCGCGUUGGAAGGAAGCCAUUUCGUCCAAUGUCCGGUGCGUUCGCAGCACCGAUUUUGUUUUGCCUGUGCCAAGGCUGCUUUAUUGGGUGCAGAGGAGAAAAACAAUAGAAAGGAGGAGAAAACGAAGGAAAAACGUAGACUCUUCCAUUGCCCUAGUGGAGAGAUGUGUGCACUACCGGAGAGCCCCGGUGUCCCAUGGAGCUUUGUGGAAUCGGAGAUCGCAGUGAUUCUAGGGAGUGCUGGAGUGAGCGCUAGUUGUGGCAGUGUUGGCAGGAGGCGUCAUGCAACAAUGUUGCUGAAUUUGAAGCAGCAUCAGCAUCAGUCACGGAGACAAACUUCGGGAGCAAAGCUGAGAAGGAUUGAAUCACCCAAUGCGCCGGCGAUUGCGUGA
Echinococcus granulosus is the source of this 1059-nucleotide messenger RNA. Its product is annotated as Interferon regulatory factor 2-binding protein 2-A. The coding region runs from base 1 to 1059 and encodes 352 amino acids. The record is from RefSeq and is a predicted model, not a curated record. Gene Ontology annotation, molecular function: transcription corepressor activity. Gene Ontology annotation, cellular component: nucleus. Gene Ontology annotation, biological process: regulation of transcription by RNA polymerase II. NCBI's taxonomy places the organism in Eukaryota, Metazoa, Platyhelminthes, Cestoda, Cyclophyllidea, Taeniidae. The transcript has a single exon.